Messenger RNA from Colletotrichum lupini, 300 nucleotides. RefSeq lists its product as uncharacterized. Lineage: Eukaryota; Fungi; Ascomycota; Sordariomycetes; Glomerellales; Glomerellaceae. The coding region runs from base 1 to 300 and encodes 99 amino acids. The transcript is spliced from 2 exons. The record is from RefSeq and is a predicted model, not a curated record.
AUGAGAGCUUUUUUCGCCCACGCGGCGUCCCGUCCACCAGGUUUUCAAUCGCCGUCUGCAUCUCGAAAACGAGCAAAGGUAGCUUCGAAUCCCGAUCCGUCAUCCAUCCGUCACCAACCACCACGUAAUUACGACACUACUAUCCCCACGACCACCACCGCCGGCUCAGAUCCCGACAACACCAAAACCUACAAGGCUGCGCUCCUAAACAACUCUUUUUGCAGCUUCAGUUCUUUUGCCCCCAUUGAGGAGCAAAUACCUGUUCCCCCCUCUGCGAUCCGAAAGGUCCACACUAUUUAA